Eremothecium sinecaudum is the source of this 1356-nucleotide messenger RNA. It is a transcript of the gene GCD10, whose product is annotated as tRNA 1-methyladenosine methyltransferase subunit GCD10. The transcript has a single exon. Gene Ontology annotation, biological process: tRNA methylation. The coding region runs from base 1 to 1356 and encodes 451 amino acids. Gene Ontology annotation, cellular component: tRNA (m1A) methyltransferase complex; nucleus. The record is from RefSeq and is a predicted model, not a curated record. Lineage: Eukaryota; Fungi; Ascomycota; Saccharomycetes; Saccharomycetales; Saccharomycetaceae.
AUGAAUAGUCUAGAGCAACUUGCAUUUAACCAAAAUGUGUUGGUGAGACUUCCCUCGGACAACCUGAAAAUUGUGGAAUUGAAACCCAAUGGAGUCCUGUCACUAGGUAAAUUCGGUGCUUGCUAUGUUAACGAUAUAAUUGGCUAUCCAUUAGGAACAACCUUUGAGAUCUGGUAUGACGGAACUGAGACUGAGACUGUACGUGGAUCUUCAUCAGUAAUUGGAAAAGUUAAGGUUAUGGAUCAUAGGGCAAAUACGAAUGCACCAGGAAACUCCGAAGCAUCUCCUCAGCCAGCUGAACUUGGAAAUGUCGAAAGCAGCAAAACCAAUGUGAAUCUGUUUGACAUGGGACAUAAGGUACAGAAAUUGGAGCAUCAAGAAAUAGAGAAAAUGAAGCUCGACGCUGUGUCGGGCACUGACAUUAUAUCGAAAAUGAUAGAGUCCCAUGGUAGUUUCCACCAGAAAACGAUCCAAUCCCAGGAAAAGUACCUGAAGCGUAAGAAACAGAAAUUUGCAAAGUUUUUUACCGUAGAGUACCUGGGUAGUUCGGAACUGUUGCACUUUCUUCUUGAGAAGGGAGACGUGAUGCGGGUCAUGGAUCUAGCUGAGGAGUCUCUUGGGAUGAUCUUAAACCUGGCUAAUAUCCACUCAGGCGGUAAAUAUUUAUGCAUGGAUGAAACUGGUGGUAUAGUGGUGUAUGCCAUGAUGGAGCGAAUGUUUGGUGGUCUAGAGGACGACUUUGAGGGCACCAUAGUGGUUCUCCACGAAAAUGAGCAUGCAAACUUGGACUUACUAAAGUUUGCUAAUUACUCUCCGGAAUUUAUCAACAAGCAUGUGAAGACGAUAUCAAUAUUGAACUACUUUGAACCACCAACUUUAGAAGAGGUCAAUGCGUCGUUCACUCCUCUUGAUGAGACCCAGCUACGGGAAUUGAAGAGCAAUAAAAAAGGUGCGUACUACAGGCGCCUCAAGAGAUACCAAGCAGACCUGGAAAUGGUUAAAUUGAGUUCCGAUAUAAGCUAUGAUGCUCUAGUCACUGCUUCAACAUUACAGCUAUCAACACUAAUCCCAAGGCUGUCAAAAAAUGUCCACGGCUCUAGACCUAUAGUCUGUUAUAGUCAGUUCAGAGAACCUUUGCUGGAACUAUCGCAUUGUCUUUACGAGCAGUUGGACUUCUUGGCGCCAACACUACUGGAAACCCGCUGUCGGCCUUAUCAGACAAUAAGAGGCAAGUUACAUCCUCUUAUGACGAUGAAGUCGGGUGGUGGCUUUCUAAUGUGGACGCAUAAGGUUAUCCCUGCGGUUGACGAUGGUAGCCUGCAAAACACCGCAGAGGUUACGGAAACUUCUGAAUGA